UUCGUUCGUUCGUCCUCAGCUGGCUGCCACAAAUCGCACGCCGGAGUAAGAGAGCGGUGGGCGAGGGACGGCUGCUGGUUCGUUCGGCAGCUGCAAGUGACACCGAGACGCAUCGUAAAAGCUCUUGGUCCACGCUGCCAGGCGUUCGCCGACCAUGAAGCGCCCCCCUAUAGGAUCGUGAGAACCCGAUGCGUGUAACACACGAGCUUUCAGUGAUUACAACCGCAAUUGGAUCCCUUCAGCAAGCGAUCGUGUUGGCGUCUCUUGGGCGCUGUAAAAUUGGCAGCUGCGAGAGAACAGCCGGACAUUUUUGUUUUCUGUACUCUAACUUUAUCAUCCAUCUCUAAUAUCUACCGAAAGACUCCUAGUUUUGUCACUUGGAACUUUCUCUACGGCUUUUCGUUGCAAUUCUUAGCAAAACUUCGUAGAACUUCCUACUGCCCUGCCGUUCCCGGAUAUUUCCAAUACGAAUUUGCACCAGCUCAAAUGCAGCAUCAUUUGCACGAGUUGGUGCGCUGAGCCCAUUCAACAAUGAAAACAGAGCGGUCCGCCUGCUGCCCGCCCGGACGAGGAGAAACGACCGCCGCUGCCAUGGAGAGCAUCCUGGAUCCCGUGGGGCCGUGGCACGUGCCUGUGCUGCUGUUCGGCGCGCUGCGCGGCAUGCCGGCGUCGCUGUUCGUCAUGAGCCUCACCUUCAUGGCUCCACAGAGUCAGGACCACUGGUGCGAAAAGCCGGCGCACCUGAGGAACUGGACCACGCAACAGUGGAGGAACGUCGCGUUGCCGCUGGAGACCACCGAGGCUGGCGUCACGAUGCCGAGCAGAUGUCACAUGCAUGGCUGGGACGAACUAGCACGCCUGAUCGCACUGCCCGAUCUCACGAGCGACGGCGCCCAGCCGUCCAACCACACUUCGGAGCAUGUCGCCUCCGUUCCAUGCUCCAGCUGGGACUUUGAUGACAGCUUCCACGACAGGACCGUGUCCAGCGAGUGGAAUGUCGUGUGCGAAGACCUAUGGAUGCUGGACAUGUCGCAGUCGAUACUCAUGUUCGGCUUCAUGGUUGGCAAUUUCGUCUUCUCUCACAUGUCCGACUGGUGUGGCCGGCGACCAGCAAUCUUCACCACGACGCUUCUCUCGCUGGCAUCAGGAGUGGCCACGGCCUUCUCUAGCUCAUUCGCCUUUUUCAACGCGUUUCGCUUCCUCGCCUCGCUGGGGCACGGUGGACUCACCAACAUUGCCUACGCAAUAGCCAUCGAAUGCGUGGCUCCGGGCAAGCGUGCCAUGGUGUCCAUGGUGCAGGAGACUGGCUGGGUGGUGGGCCUCAUGCUGCUACCCGGCAUCGCCUACCUGGUCACCAACUGGGUCCAUAUACAGCUACUCAUUAGCGUUCCCCUCGUCGCCAUGCUCAUCACAGCCUUUUAUCUUGACGAAUCACCAAGAUGGUUGUUCAUCGCCGAGCGAUCCGAGGACGCGGAGAGAUUGCUCAUAAAAAUCGCCGAAAAGAACAACGUCCAAGUCAAGGACAUAUCCAAAAUAGUUCUGGAAACCAAGGAGAAAGUGGAGCUUGAGAGAAAGAAGAGGAAAUCAUCCAUCGUUGACUUGUUCCGGAAGCGGAAAAUAGCCGUCAUCACUCUUGCGGCAUACGUACAAUUUGCCGUCGUGGUCCUGGUGUACUAUGACCUCAUCUACAAGAUCACCGACUUCGGCGGUAACCCAUUCAUAAACUUUUUCCUUGUGUCGUUGCUCGAGCUACCCGUCAUGCUGGUCAACGUGCUGCUCAUCAACUAUGUUCCCCGACGCACCAUCUACUACCUGCUCUACAUUCCGACCAUCCUCGUGUGCAGCGCCCUUAUCUUCGUACCGCCCCACAUGGUGUGGCUCCAACUGUGCCUGGUGAUGGUGGGCAAGCUGGCCGUCCACUGUGCCUACAGCACCCUGUGCGUCCACAUGACCGAGUGCUUCCCCACCGUGGUGAGGGCGGUGGCUCUGGGAAGCGCCCUCACAGCCAGCAGGGCGGGUGCAAUCGUUGCGCCCUUCUUCAAGGACUUGGGAAGGCUCACACACCCCUGGGUCCCCACUCUUGUCGACAUGGUUCUAGUCAUCGCUUCUCUGCUGCUGUCGCUAAUAAUACCUGAAACGUUUCGCAAGAAUCUGCCAGACACAUUCAAGGACACGCUACGGCUUCGCGAGAAGGGCGUAGUCGACGUUCCAACCGAGAUGGAGCUAUUUGAGGACGAAGAGGACAGCGAGAACACUGCCUGAGAACCUCACAAGCCUCGGAAUGUGGCACAUCUAUAGGACUCUAGUGCUCUAGUCAGUACAAUGACGGUGGCCGUCGUGUGAAAACGACAGCUGUAUUGACGUAUGUCUUUUAGCCGCACUUUGCAAAGAGUAUGGCCCGCUGAUACAUUACCAGUGGUACUUUCUGUAUUUUUGAACGUUUUCUUUUCUUUUUGUUAUUAUUGUUUUCUUUGUGUCCAUCAUAGCGUAAAUGGCAGCUGGAACGUUUCAGCCUGUGAAUGACAAAAAAAUAAUAGCACGGCUUCUUGUAAACUCGUCAUCUUGUAUGCUUGAACGGUAUAUAUGCGUAAGUAUAAGCAACUGCAGCACAUUUAUAAUCAAGAUUUCCCUGAAUAAACGAGGACACUUCGGUGUUUAUUUUCUGCGUCAUUUAUCCACACGUACUUUUUUUAGUUUUUCCUCGAUAUAUCAAUUUCUUGGCAAGAUAACGUGCUUCGAACAAUGCUGCGGGGACCAAUUCACUAAAAGCCCGUACGUUAGAAUUGUUAUGAAGAGCAAAUUCGAGCCACUACUGAAUGCCCCAUGCUGAAUUUAUUAUAAAUAGGGCUCCGUGUUUUCGGAGUUUAUUUUUCCUGAAAUUCGGAGGGUGUUUUUCAGAGUUUAUUUCUGCCGGAAAUUCGGAGUUUAUUUCUCGUAAAUCCCCAAUUCUCCGAAAUUUGGAGUUAAAUUUUGCAUUAUUCUCAAUACUCCAACAUCUUAGAUUAAAUGAUAUCUGAACACGAAAACAUCAGAACACACGAAGCGUAUUUUUGUUGUCUGGGAGGUUUGAACGCAGGAACACAUACACACAAUCACAAAUACUUGAAUACAAAACACCUACGCUUGUGCGUAUUACAACCUUAAAGCUUGUAAUAGAUACAAUCAUACUUUACGAGGUUGCUCUCACUGAUAGAAGCACGCUCAUUUCGAUUGAUGACUCCCAGCUUCGAGAAUGCCCUUUCAAAGUUUGCGCUAGAAGACUCAGCGCGCAGCGAGAAAGCACUGACCAUUGGACAGUGUGAAGCCUCCAAAGCGACAGGUCUCAAACAAUGUUACUGAAUAAUUAGCUCUGAUAGUUCGCAAAAUCACUCAUGAGUUGGCUCAUGUCGUCAGUUUCAAGAAACACUAACUUAAAAAUUGGCGCAUAUAUAGGUUUCAAACGCGCGUGGUAACUCACGCUUCUCAUUUACAUUCACAAUUUCAACACUAUACCAACACGAUUCACUGAUGUACUGUAGUGCAUCGAAAAGCUUCCCCUCCAAUGUCUGUCUCCACUUUUCAGCGACAACAGCGUAGUAUCCAUGAAGGUCUGCGACAGUCGUUGAGCAGUCAUUCGUCUCUCGCUCCGUGCGCGACAAGCCCUUUUACUAUAUGUGCGAUGGGUGUGGUCUACGAGAUACUGUUGACGUUAGGUAAAGUUUAUAUCGGCCAAACCGGCCGAUGUAUAUCAAUGACUACUUCAUUGAUAUUGGCCGUUAAAAUCGGAGUUUAUCGGUUAAAUCCGAAUUGCCGGGGAGUGUUUAUCGGAUUUUUUAGGAUUUAUCCAAAGACACGGAGCCCUAUUUAUAAGCGACGCCGACCUGCCAAUGGAAAAUAGCUCAUAUUGCUACGAGCCACCUAUCCUACGGACGAAGAGAGACGUUUAGUUUCGUUUAAAAACACUAGCGCAUACCCACUAAGACGUUGCAUAGCAGACGAGAAAGAGGACGAGCUGUGCCCUGGCCCACCCCACCAUCUUUGUGGCUGUGGUGCCACUCGCUGUCACUAUGUAAAUAUUGUAGAUAAACCCUUUUUGACAUCUCCCCGUAACAACAUGAACGAAAAGCUUAGUGAAUUCCACCCCUGGUUUGUAACUCUUAAAUACCAGCUCUACCAAGCAGAUGUCGCCAAACAUGUAAAAACAAAAAAAAACAAUUAAGGGAUAAAACACUGAAUGUCAUCCAUGGUAUGCCCUUAUCAGUUUGCCUGCAUUGGUAGUAUUUUUUCGGGCACCCUUUCAGUUACUUCUUUAAGCAUAAAUACGAAGUGUUUCUAUUAGCCACGCCAGGAUAAAGUGGGUUCUACGCAAUGACGAGAAUCACUUGAAUCCAGCGCUUCUGACGAGAUUUGUUUUCCGAUUUUUGUGUCAGGACGCCUCGUCACAGCCUGCCACGACAACACGCAUUUGCAUAAUUGGCUAAUAUUAAUUGGAAUAUCCAACUGAGACUUUGCGUAUCGAUAGAUAAGACUUUUAGCUGAGCGCCGCUUACGGUUCGCUUUGCGCAUGCAUGCUCUUGAGAGAACUGCGUUUAUCUCGCAUUUUCGAUAUCAGUUUGCUGCAAGGACACGAACGACGCGUAGUCACCUUUGUUGCAAGACGGGAAAGAAACCUUGGGGACGCUCGAUCCCGUUCUAUUGAGACAGCUCGGCAUCGGAGCGGGGGCUGCAUUGCACUUUCUGCAGCCGGAAUGAUCGUUGUGCGCUAAAAGACGUUCUUCCGUUAUCACUAGCGACUGCGUACAACUUGCACGUGCAGACUGUAUAUAAACGCUGAGCUAAAGUAGUAUGCAGUGUAAAGUGCCUACAUACCGGCAGCGUUUUCAGAAUUGACCGAAAGUAGGCUACCAUGAAUUUCUGAAUGAGGUCGCGUGGUCAUGCUACAGGAGUGGCGCUAGCUCAGCGGUGCUAGGGUGGCGACACCGCGCGAUGGAAACCCGGUCGUCGCACAGCUAAGAGACGCUCGGAAUCAAGCAAAAGUUCCUCGCAAGCGUGCGCCUAAUCCGGCGGCAUGGCCGAGGACGGUCGCAGAACGCGUUCGACGACCUCAUUGACUGCGAGACUUGUGGGGAAAUACUGCGCCGUGCCUGUUGCGUUCUUUUAUUCUUGCCUGCUCAGCAAUCACGAACUUUUGAAAGACGCUUGGACGCCCUACUCCUCUUGCGUUUUUCGUGCGCCCUGGUUGCUAUGCUACUAGAAGCUGCUUGGAUGUAAGCACGAUUUCUUUAAAUCACGUAAUGAAGCUCCUGGUACGAAAGAGAGAUAGAAAAAGCGAGUGAGAGAAGGAAACGCUGGGAGCCUGACCUCAAUUGCUCCCCUAAUCUGAGGGCGAUGUAAAAGCGGUGUGAACAGGGAGUACGCAAAAUACCAACGCGCAAACGCGAACAUGAAAAUGAGAGGCUUCAUCACGUAGUUAGAGGUGAGGUAAUGGUGGGCGCACGUGCGUAUAUUUGGUUUAGAAAUGACAGCAGCGUUCUUCUAGCCUUUUGUGUAGUGGACGCUUGAGGCCGAAAUAGGUUCCAGCGCCGUUAUUGCCAUGAACGGAUGACUGCCAGUACAGCUAAUGCUGUCACGAAGAGAUAGCUUUUGGACACUGAAGGAUACUUGCAAACACAGAAUAUUGCGUCAUGUUAUGAUAGUGUCACGGAUAAAAAUACCAGCACUAGAAAAUCAACAGACUAAAGGAUUAGAGAACCAGCCGACUAGAGACAAUGAGGACGAAGUUAGAUGAACUACAACCGAAUUCGGCACCGUCUCUUCUAGCUCGGUAUUUGCGGUUCUGUGUCCCCUUAUGCUAUGGCUCGCGACCUGUGGCAACGCCAGAAUCCCCCUUCCAUGCAUCCACCUGCGCUUUUGCAAGCCAUCAACAUUCCCACCGAACCAUACUUAAGCGCGGGGAUCGACCUACAUGGCCCUUUCCCCGGCAACAAAUGGGUUGCUGUUGCGAGCAAUUAUGCCACACGCUGGGAGUCAGUACGAGAGUCCUGCCCUACGAGACGUUGCGAAUUUCAUCUUCCACAACAUGAUACCACACCAUGGCGCAGCUCGUACCUGGUCGCGGAUGCUACUUCUUGUCGAAUGUCAUCGACCAUUUCGUUCAGUAACAACCAGUAACCAGUAACAACGUAUCAUCGACGAAAUCGUCGAUGAUAGGUCGUUACUGCUUCUCAUCCCAAUACAAAUGACGUUACACAACGCCUUGACAGAACGCUUACUGACGUGUUAGCUAUGUACGUUACCGCAGAACGCAGUGACAGAGUCACGUAUUAUAACUCGCCCCCGUAAUCACACCGCUGGCAGAUCGCUGUUUUAUCCACUAUUUGCCCGAGAUUAUAUUUUGCCCGUGGCUACUACCAUCUAAAUCAUAGUCGCCCACCGCGUACGCCCGCGAUGUAACCUCCCAGACAGUACAGGCCUGUCUGACAGACCACGUCCGGCUCACUGCCGCCCGAGCUUCCCGGAAUUUCCGCUGCCAUACGCAGCACCAAAAGAAUGUUCCAUUUUCACCUGGCUUUCUCGUUAUUCUAUGGUUACCAUCUCGUCGUGUCGACCUGUCAGAAAACCUAUCUCGUCAUUCGGGUCCCUACCCCAUCCUAUGACUCCUGCGACAGCUUUUGGAUGUCACUUAUGAGAUUGCUCCAUCCAAUCCUAGGCUAGAAGAUUCAGCCAAAAAUCGACAUCAUUCAUGUCGCCCGCUUGAAACUCUAGGUGCGCGCCUUUCCUGCGCCACCUUUGCUGGCUCCGGUACGGCUUUGUCGCAGGCGGUGUCGCGGUGAAGAAUAAUACACAAGAGACGAAGAGAUGCAAGUUGGGUGAUUGCUACUAGUGGUUCCUUGUGCCAUGUGUGAAGGUGUUAACCUGCACCUGAUGCGUUGUUCGUGGUGCCUGCGUUCGUUAAAGUUUGCGCCUGCUGCUUCCUCGGAAAAAUGUCAAACAGGGUGCAAAAGUAAGGACGCCAGAAGCACUUCAUUAUUUUUUUCUCGUUGUACCCCGAAACUCCUGGGUCAUCAGGUGAUAUUUUAUUGUUGUGAAUUUAAGGGAGACGUUGGUGCCUUUAGUAUGUAAAAGCUGAAUGCCUUUGUUAGGCGCAGGUACAGUGGAAGGGUGUUCUAGACGGGUAUGGAAAACAUAUUACAACAUGCAUCCAACUGCAUUAGUCUAGAGCCCUUGAUUAUUAUUUUUUUUAUUGGUGACUUUUAGUUGGGAAAAUUGACAAACAUUUAACGAGUAUAGAAAGAAAAGCCCACAUAUUCCCUUUUGAUGGCAAUGUGUUUUUAAUACUUUGCCCAAGUGAACCUUGAUAAAGUGUUUUUCUAUUAUUUGCCGACUAUUGACGUCACGCUUUUGUAACUAGUACGCCAGCGGCUUAGUGCCCUUUCAUCAAAUACCAUGCUCUGCUGAGGGUGUGUUCACAUAUGGUCCAUGUCAACUGCCAAGAGACCGGAAAAAUAUACAGAGGCGAACGUUAUGUCAGCUUAGGUGCCCGAGUGUGUUCGCUGUCUCUUUUUUAAGGCAGUUCUUUUUAUGUGUUGCGCCAAAAUGGCGCAUCCCAAUGAGAACCAGCAAGUCCACUUUGCCAUUCUUUUUGCAUCACCGUAUUUUUCCAGACUUCCCAGCCUACCGCUUAGCCGAAAAUCGUUUGUCCUUCUCUGUUUCCUAAAGUAUCAAAAUCGGCAUGCUGUUUACAACGCCAAGUUUGAGAUUUGGUAUGGAAUACGGCGUAGACGUCUGGUAGAAUACUUCACACCGAGUAGGUGCAUAGAUAUAGAUCUAUCGGAGCCUGUGAUAACAAUUAUUACGUAGGUGAAUGCCACACAGCAGAGUGUGACAAAACUUGCAGUGCGCCUCCCUGUACAAAGUGAUUUCUUGUUGACAAUAGUAUUUUAGCCCACGUAGUUGUUAUUGGGGCUAGAAGAUUUGUCGGUCAUAUGUGUUGUUUCUUCUCUUUUCUUUUCUUCUUUUCAAUGAUAACUAUCCACAUCGUUUUUAAUUUCGUAUAACAGGGAACAGUUGCCAAGAGACGCGACCCUUCUGCAUUGUAUUGCGAGCUUUUCGGCACUACGGCUAUUGUAAAUAAAGUAUGUGCAAUAAAUUUAAAUAUUUGUUCUUACGUG
Dermacentor silvarum is the source of this 8150-nucleotide messenger RNA. Its product is annotated as organic cation transporter protein. The record is from RefSeq and is a predicted model, not a curated record. Lineage: Eukaryota; Metazoa; Arthropoda; Arachnida; Ixodida; Ixodidae. Gene Ontology annotation, biological process: transmembrane transport. The transcript has 13 exons. Gene Ontology annotation, molecular function: transmembrane transporter activity. The coding region runs from base 532 to 2262 and encodes 576 amino acids. Gene Ontology annotation, cellular component: membrane.